AUUCCCAAUCUCCUUCCCACCCUCCUCUUCUCCCCCUAUACUCUCUGCAAACUCCCUCCCCUUUUGCUCUCUCGACAUGUCGGAAACUAGAACACGGCUCCCCCUCUCUUCAUUUCUGACAUUUCUGUACGGCGCCGUCGCAAUUCUGACACCUCCGUCCUCCCCCACUUCCGUAGACACCUACGUCUUCGGCGGCUGCACCAUCCAGAAAUACAUUCCCAAUUCACCCUUCCACGCCAAUCUUAACUUACUCCUUGGCCGCCUUGUCGGCUCCGCCACUUCCGCCGCCUACGCCAACUUCACUGUUGUCGGCUCCACCUCACAGGACACCAUCUACGGCCUCUACCAAUGCCGGGGCGACCUCAAUUCAGGCGACUGCUCCAAGUGCGUUGCUGGGUCGGUUAGCCGCCUUGGGACCAUCUGCAGCGAUGCGUGCGGGGGAGCGUUGCAGCUGGAGGGCUGUUUUGUCAAGUACGACAACAAGAGCUUCUUUGGGGUGGAGGACAAGACGGUCGUGGUUAAGAAAUGUGGACCGUCGAUUGGGUCUGACUUGGACGCGUUGACUGGGGUUGAUGCUGCGCUGGCGUAUUUGGUUAAUGAUGGUGGAACCUAUAGGACAGGUGGAGUUGGGGAUGUACGGAGUGUGGCUCAGUGCGUUGGGGAUUUGAGUGUGAGCGACUGCCAAGAUUGCGUCUCUGACGCUAUCAAACUGCUCAAAUCGGGGUGUGGGAAUUCUGCUUGGGGGGAUUUGUUUUUGGCUAAAUGCUACGCGCGAUUUACUCGAGGUGCAGCCCACGCGCAGGACGAUGGAAAUGGGUAUGGACGUGGAUAUGGAAAUGGACAUAAAGACUCAAACGACAACGAGAACGAGGUCAACAAGACAUUGGCAAUAAUUAUUGGACUCAUUGCAGCGGUUGCCUUGCUCACCCUUUUCAUCACUUACCUCAACAAAAAAUGUGAAAAUCGAAAAGGUGGUAAGUAAUUAAGUAAUACUAUGUAGUUUAAGAUUUUUGUUAAUCUCAAAAAAUAAAUAUGUUGUAUUAUUAAUGCAUAUGCUAAAUUAUUUGUAA
Molecule: messenger RNA, 1070 nt
Organism: Cucurbita moschata (crookneck pumpkin)
Lineage: Eukaryota; Viridiplantae; Streptophyta; Magnoliopsida; Cucurbitales; Cucurbitaceae
Product: cysteine-rich repeat secretory protein 12-like
Exons: 4
Coding region: 77-982 (301 amino acids)
Cellular component (GO): plasmodesma
Source: RefSeq, a predicted model, not a curated record